UUCCUUUAUAACCCCACAACCAUCACUCCAUCCACACUUAUGUUUUUUUUUUUACCUUUGGAUUUGCUCAUUUUGGCGGACAAAUUGGAUUACUGGCAACGUUUUUCCCCACAUAUACUGUUACAGAUCUGAAGGAAAUGGAAGUGCUUUCUUAGGAUAAGAGCAAUAUAUUUUUUAGUUAGAUGGGACAAGGAAUAACUUUGUAAGAGGAUCUAAAAAAAUGGAAUAUCAUAAAGGGUUUCUGAUCAUUUAUCUAUCUAAUUAGUACGUUUGUUUUCCUUGUCCUGAUUAUUUUACUCAACCAAAAUAUUUUACUUUUCUUUUCUUUUUUUCUUUUUUUUUUUGUCGUUAUAGAUGACAAUGUCAUAAGAUGAAUAUCUCUCUCUGUGUGACAAUACGAUUACAACUUAGAGGCAUUUUAUCUUCAAAACAUAAGUGGAAUUAAUGGAAAUUAUUACAAUAGAUUAAGCUGAUGAUCUGUUGGGCUAAUUAGCAGAUUUGAAACGUAAUUUCAGCAGUUCGUCAACAGGAAUAUUCCGGAUCCUUUUGGACCUCAAAGUGAUAUGAGGGGAACAACCCCAAUGUAACAGGCACAGCUGUUAGACUGAAAGCAACAAGAGCUGAUCACUAAUUCAGAGACAGACAGGUAGUCGGACAGACAGGCAAUCUGAUGCCAACGGUGUCCUCCGUGACUCUCACGGGACGACUCCUCCUGCUGUUGCUAUGGGCACCCCACCUCACCAUGGCAAGCAACUGGCUUUCUCUGGCACGUCUGCCACGCUCUCGUCCUGUGUCUGGUGCAGAACCAUGUGGCCGUCUGAGGGGGUUGACACCAGGCCAAGUCGGGGUGUGCCGGGCACGGGGGGAGGUCAUGGAGUCCGUGAGAAAGGCUGCAGAGAUGGUCAUUGAGGAGUGUCAACACCAGUUUCGAAACCGGCGCUGGAACUGUUCCACCACCCCUCGCGGGAUCAAUAUUUUUGGACGAGUCAUGAACCAAGGCACCCGUGAGGCUGCUUUUGUCCAUGCUCUUUCAUCAGCAGCAGUCGCUGUGGCUGUGACUCGGGGCUGUAGCAGGGGAGAACUGGAGAGGUGUGGCUGUGACCGAAAGGUCAGGGGAGUCAGUCCUGAAGGUUUCCAGUGGUCUGGCUGCUCUGAUAAUCUGUCCUAUGGCGUUGCAUUCUCUCAGACAUUUGUGGAUGAGCCAGAGAGAGCUAAAGGGAUGUCAUCAGGGCGGCCGCUAAUGAACAUUCACAACAAUGAGGCAGGACGAAAGGCAAGUGAGAUGUUCCACUUAUUGAUAUUAAGACUCAUCAUCAACUGCAUUGUUUUCAUGGUUUUCUCUAUCUUUGUUCAGGCGAUUCUCCAUAACAUGCAGGUUGAGUGUAAGUGUCAUGGUGUUUCGGGGUCCUGUGAGCUCAGAACGUGCUGGAAGGUCAUGCCUCCGUUCCGCCGGGUCGGUGCUGUGCUGAAAGAACGCUUUGAUGGGGCCACAGAGGUACGGCUGACACGUGUGGGCUCUCGGACAGCCCUCCUUCCCCGGGACCCCCAAGUGAAGCCACCAGCCGCACGGGACCUGGUCUACCUAGCCCCUUCACCAGAUUUCUGCCGCUUGGAUCCAGACAACGGCAUUCCUGGCACUGCAGGACGACGGUGUAAUGGAACCUCACGGUUGGCACCAGAUGGAUGUGAACUGUUAUGCUGUGGCCCAGGUUUUCGAGCAGGCCGGGCUGAGGUGGUCCAGCGCUGCUCCUGUAAGUUCUCCUGGUGCUGCUCGGUUCGCUGCCAGCAGUGUAAGAACACAGUGCUCAUACACACCUGCCGAGAAUGAGAUGCACCUGGAAAAACCGCACAGCCACACCAGAAGCACCUCAUCUCAUGCCAGCCUGCAUUAAUGCCCAUAUGAUGAACACCAAACCUGCUCCACUUAAAACAUUCUGCAUUAUGCCUCCUAUUUGGUGACUUAAGUUCUUUCAGAUGUGACAUUACAUUAUAUAAUUAUUUUAAU
This is a messenger RNA of Carassius carassius (crucian carp), 2005 nucleotides long. RefSeq names its product wingless-type MMTV integration site family, member 4b (gene wnt4b). The record is from RefSeq and is a predicted model, not a curated record. Gene Ontology annotation, biological process: canonical Wnt signaling pathway; multicellular organism development; cell fate commitment. Gene Ontology annotation, cellular component: extracellular region. NCBI's taxonomy places the organism in Eukaryota, Metazoa, Chordata, Actinopteri, Cypriniformes, Cyprinidae. Gene Ontology annotation, molecular function: frizzled binding; cytokine activity.